UUCUAAGCAUGGUUGUUUUGCUUGCUUUGUUCACAGAGUUACAGUAAACAUAAUUCAUGGUGUCAAAGGAUACCAUUCAAAGACAGUACGUUUUCUGAAUGUGGCUUUUGACAGUUCUGGAGAUUCUCUACUCGCUGGAGACCAGCAGGGGAAUAUAUAUGUUUUUGACUUGAAUGGAAACAGGUUCAGCCUUGUCCAGCGGACAAUGCAGGCUUGCACUGCUUUGGCAUUUAAUCUUCGCAGAAAGACAGAAUUCCUGGUGGCUUUGGCAGAUUAUUCCAUUAAGUGCUUUGAUACAGAAACCAAGGAGCUGGUUAGUUGGAUGAGGGGACAUGAUUCUUCGGUGUCUUCCAUCUCUGUCCAUGGCUCGGGCAGGUAUGCCAUCACUACAUCUGCUGAUACAGCACAACUGUGGGACUUGGACACCUUUCAGAGAAAAAGGAAGCUGAAUGUUCGUCAGUCUGUGGGUAUACAGAAGGUUUUUUUUCUUCCAUUGAGUAACACCAUCCUCAGCUGUUUCAAAGAUAAUUCUGUUUUUGCCUGGGAAUUUGAUACUCUUCACUGUAAAUACCAGUUGCCAACUCCUGUAGAAGGUUCUGUAUUACUUUAUAAGGUCUUUGCAGUUACCAGAGAUGGCCGGAUUUUUGUAGCUGGUGGAAAAUCAAAUCAUCUUCACUUAUGGUGUUUAGAAUCAAAGCAGUUGAUAAGAAUAAUCCAGAUGCCUGCAAAAGUACGAGCUGUCCGUCAUCUGGAAUUCCUCUCUGACAGUUUUGAUGGGGGCUCCAAUCAGGUCCUUGGAGUGUUAAGUCAAGACAAUAUUAUGAGAUUUAUCAAUAUAGAAACAUGCAAACUUCUUUUUGACAUUGGGAGUCAUGAAGAGGGAAUUAGUACAGCAGCAAUUAGCCCCAACGGACGGUAUAUUGCAUCAGUAAUGGAAAAUGGUAGCCUUAAUAUAUACAGUGUCCAAGCUUUGACUCAAGAAGUAAAUAAGCCUCCACCACCCAUGUUCACGGUAGCAGAAGAUUGGUCUAAGUGCACGUCAGAGGCAAAUAAACUGACAAUGAGAGUAACUUCAGGAACGUCAGAGCAGCCUUGGAAAUCCAAAGGAAGCAAAAUUCAAACCAGUUUGCUAAAACCGCAAGUGAACACAUCACUUGAAAAUAAAGAGAACGAGUUGUCAGGUGGAUUAAACAAGAAACGUCUGCGGGCCUUACUGAAAGGAUUUGGAGAAUAUCCAGCAAAGUACAGGAUGUUUAUUUGGCGUUCCUUGUUACAACUUCCUGAAAACCACUUAGCAUUCAGUAGCCUAAUAGAUAAGGGUACCCACAGUGCCUUUGUGAAUAUUCAAAAUGAGUACCCCAUCAAAAGUAGGAAACUUCUGAGAAUUUUACAGAGGACCUUAUCAGCUCUAGCUCACUGGUCUGCUAUCUUUGCUGAGACGCCUUAUAUUCCUUUGCUAGCAUUCCCAUUUGUAAAAUUGUUCCAGCACAACCAGCUGGUCUGCUUUGAAGUUGUUGCUACAGUAGUAGUUAAUUUUUGUCAGCACUGGUUUGAGUAUUUUCCCAAUCCUCCAGUUAAUGUCCUUAGUAUGAUGGAAAACGUUUUGGCACAUCAUGACAAAGAACUCCUUCAGCAUUUAAUAAAGUACAGCGUGACUUCACAGGUUUAUGCUUGGCCUCUUCUAGAAACACUGUUCUCUGAGGUUCUAACAAGAGAAGAAUGGCUGAAGGUCUUUGACAAUAUCUUCUCCAACCAUCCUUCGUACUUGCUCAUGAUUGUCGUUGCCUAUAUUAUAUGCUGCAGAGCUCCCUUGCUUCGCUGUAAUCGAACAGCGGAUUUUGAG
Eurypyga helias (sunbittern) is the source of this 1843-nucleotide messenger RNA. RefSeq names its product TBC1 domain family, member 31 (gene TBC1D31). The transcript is spliced from 12 exons. The annotation marks the transcript as partial. NCBI's taxonomy places the organism in Eukaryota, Metazoa, Chordata, Aves, Eurypygiformes, Eurypygidae. Gene Ontology annotation, cellular component: centrosome. The record is from RefSeq and is a predicted model, not a curated record. Gene Ontology annotation, molecular function: protein binding.